CUGCGGCGCGCCGAGGUCUGGCGUAAACUGGCAACAAACAUGGGGGUGACGGCGGAGGAGAAGACGGGGGACCGGUCCCUGUGCCGGGAGAAGAAGAUCGCCGUGCCGCAGCCGCCGUCCAUUGAGGACUUCACCAUAGUGAAGCCCAUCAGCCGCGGCGCCUUCGGGAAGGUGUACCUGGCUCGCCGGCAGAACAACAGCAGGCUGUUCGCCGUGAAGGUGGUCAAGAAGGCGGACAUGAUUAAUAAGAACAUGGUGCAUCAGGUUCAAGCGGAAAGGAACGCUCUAGCUUUAAGUAAAAGCCCUUUUAUUGUACAUUUAUAUUACUUCCUACAGUCAGCCAAUAACAUCUACCUGGUCAUGGAAUAUCUCAUUGGAGGAGAUGUGAAGUCCCUGCUACACAUCUACGGUUACUUUGAUGAGGAUAUGGCGGUGAAGUACAUUUCUGAGGUUGCUCUGGCCCUUGACUACUUACACAGACACGGAAUAAUUCACAGGGACCUUAAACCGGACAACAUGUUAAUAUCGAAUGAAGGCCACAUUAAGCUAACGGACUUUGGACUCUCCAACGUAGCUCUAAAGAGAGAUAUUAAUAUGAUCGAUAUUCUUACAACCCCAUCAAUGGCCAAACCCAAGCAAGACUACUUCCGCACUCCUGGACAAGUUCUGUCCCUUAUAAGCUCUUUGGGAUUUAAUUCUCCAGUCCGAAGUAAGAUGCAGGGAUCCAGCUUUUCAAUAACACCAGGACUUAAUGAGUCGUCUCAGAGCAACUGUACUCCUCUUUCAAUGAGAAAUAAAGACAAUGUAGUGAAAGCCAGCAAGCUCCUGAUAUCAUGUCCCGAGGUCAACACCUCUAGUCCUAGCAUGCCGGUAAAAUGUCUGACUCCCAACCUACUGAAGUUCAGGACACGGCGGGGGACAUCCAGUACCAGCAGUCAGUCCCGCUUAUGCUUAUCAAGUAUGGAGUCGGAUUAUUGCAGUAGUCCAAAAUGGGAAAAUGGAAAUCAGGAUUUAGAAGGUCCACCCUUUCUGAGCUCCAGCCGUUUAAAGAACAGUAUGUCUGAAAAGUCACUGAACAGACUCCAGCUAGGGAAAGUUGUCAAGUACAUGAAGGAGCUGGAGUCUGCCAUCUCCCCUAUUGUCAGUCGCAGAAAAGGCAAGAAAUCGAACAUUCAGAAUGACACAAACGAACUAGAAGACACUCCCAUCGCUGGUCUAAACGCAAAAGGCUUCAUAAGGAAAUGUCUUUAUGACCCUAACACUCAAGAAGAAAAGGAGAACUUGGGCCCGUUCAGACAACUGAGAGAACUACCUGGAUCUCCAGAAUCGCCUCCCUGGCUAGCAAGUUCCUCUUUGGAUCCCCUAAAGUACAAUGAAGAUGACCACUCUGAAAAAAUUGGAGUCAAAAGGCAUUUUUCACAUGUCGAAACCAGUCCCGGAGAAGGCUCUUUGGAAAAGAAGAACAGUUCCCAGUAUAAACGAGCCUGCAAACUCUCGAUGGUUAAUGUCAACCCCAGUACAGGUCUUACAAUGGUGACUGAGCGCUUGUUUAUCGGGGACCUCCAUAAAAACAUUGAGAAGGAUGAUAAACAGGAAACUUUUGUCCCUGCUCCAGUGACUCCAGAGAAACUCUGCUCAGGAAACGCAGUGGCCAAGAAUUUGUUGUGUGAGCUAGAUGAGAAUUGUGAGCAUGAGGAGAACAUUAAUGACUCUGAACCAAGGAAGGCCAGUCCUUGGAAACAAAACCCAAGCAGGGACUCUGAGCCCUCUCUUAAUAUGUCUGUUACAGAACACCCAUUGGAGAAGGAGCUGUCUGAUGUGGGCAAGAGCAUGAAGGAACUGUCUUUUGAGUCUGAAAGUGAUGCCUAUGCCAACUCCUCUUCUGAGGAAGCGAGUGCAGCCACCGCAGAGCAGAGGGAGGGCAAGGGAACAGGUCCAGAAUUGGUCAACGACCCUUUGGCCUCUCCAGCAACAACAAGAUUAAGAGAGUCUAAUAGAAGAACCGUUGUGGCUUUCAGGAGCUACAACAGUCCUAUUAAUGGGUCAAACCUCUCAGAACCUUCUCGGAUAAGUAUUGCAUCAGUGGAUAAAAUGAACAUCUCCUUGGGUUGUACGGGAUCUUACCCAUUGAUGAUUACUCCUGCACAGAAGGACAGAACGUGCAAGAAUUUCCAGGGUCAAGUCGAAACCCCUUACCGGACACCAAAGAGUGUGCGACGAGGAGCAGUCCAAGCAGAGAAUGAGAAAAUCCUUGGGACACCAGACUACCUGGCUCCGGAGCUGCUGCUUGGAAAAUCCCAUGGAACGCUGGUAUCUGGACCAGCGGUGGACUGGUGGGCCCUUGGAGUUUGCCUGUUUGAGUUUCUGACUGGCAUACCCCCAUUCAAUGAUGAGACUCCAGCUCAAGUAUUCCAGAAUAUUUUGAAGAGAGAUAUUCCUUGGCCAGAAGAUGAUGAGGCCCUUUCUGUUAAUGCUCACAGCGCAAUAGAUAUUCUCCUCGCCCUCGACAACAGGAAGAGAGCUGGAUUAAAAGAACUGAAGGCUCAUCCUUUAUUCCAUGGUAUAGAAUGGGAAAACCUGCAGAACAUGCCAAUGGCUUUCGUUCCACAGCCAGAUGAUGAAACCGACACUACUUACUUUGAAGCCAGAAAUAACGCCCAGGAUCUUAAAGUGUCUGGAUUCAGCCUGUAGGACUCUCUGCUCAUCAUCCUUCCAUCACUGUUUUAUCACUCAUGAAUGGGAACACUGCUCGCAUUCCGGAUUUUAGAAAAGCUGCCUUAUUAGGGUUUGUAGUUUUAAUUAAGAGUCUUAUGUUCCCGUACGUAUUUACUAUUGGAAUACUGAUGUGGAUCAUGUGCUCUGUAAAUAUUCAGUAUUGCUUUAAAACCAGUGUUCUCGACCUGUGCACCUUACAUUAAGCCUGGGGCCGCAACUGUAAAUCUUAUGUAAAAUAAAGUAAUAUAAUGUCUGA
Messenger RNA from Bufo gargarizans (Asiatic toad), 2971 nucleotides. RefSeq names its product microtubule associated serine/threonine kinase like (gene MASTL). Bases 40 to 2691 code for a protein of 883 amino acids. Gene Ontology annotation, cellular component: nucleus. Gene Ontology annotation, molecular function: ATP binding; protein serine/threonine kinase activity. NCBI's taxonomy places the organism in Eukaryota, Metazoa, Chordata, Amphibia, Anura, Bufonidae. The transcript has 13 exons. Gene Ontology annotation, biological process: peptidyl-serine phosphorylation; intracellular signal transduction. The record is from RefSeq and is a predicted model, not a curated record.